AAAAUGUCGAACAUGAAGUAAGUUGUUAGGUACACUGCGCAGGACAUGAAUAUGUAGAGCUGCGCAUUUGGCAUCUCUCUCGUGUGUACACUGCGCAGAAAAUGAAUUUCAGAUUCUACGCAUAUGCAUUUGUUGUUGUAGACAAUUUCGAGAGUUCGGACGACUUGCAAGCAGAAAUAUUGUAAGAUAUUAACAAACCACCAACUGAUAAAUCUACAAAGCAUGGCAAAACAAAAUAUCUACCAAAAGUGAUUCUGGCUCAAACCGAUAAUGUGCACAUGAUGGUAGUGAAAAAGUGCUGUAUGACAUCUUGUGACAACACUUCCAAAAACGGAGAUCCGAAAAUUAGCUACUAUCCGUUUCCAAAGGAUUUUGAUCUGUGUAUGCAAUGGGUGCAAAACAGCGGAAAACCCGAAUAUUUCGAACAAUUCGCCUUUGAAGGCGCGUUGCCAUUUUUGACCAAACAUAUGUGCUCUGAGCAUUUUGGGGAUAGUGAUUUUCUUGAUGUUACCAACAGAGAUAUAGGAUUGAAACCAAAUGCAAUACCGAGAUUGAACCUAGUACUAUGUCAAAUUGAAGCAGAAGUUGACAUAGGUGAACACCUGGAAAAUAUUGAAAUAAAGCAAGAACCUUUGGAUUCUGAAUCAUUGGACAACAUGACAGAUCAAAACCCCAAUGAAGAUCCUCUAAAAGUUCCAAUGCCACCUUUAAAAUUUGGCGAUGAGGGGUUCUAUGACAGUCUGCAUCUAUCAACAAUGUUGAAUGGAGAUGGAUCAUAUACCAGUAAUGAGUCCUGUGACAGUAGUUCUCAAACUGAUGAGGGAAGGGCACUGAGAGAUCUGUUCUUUGUUCGAUACGAAACGGCGUUGGAUACAGAAAAUAAGAAGAGGAGAAUGAAUGAAACUGAAGAUCAAAGGAAAGAAAGGUUACAAAAAGCCGCAUCAGAAGCUAAAAGAAAAAGAAACUCCGAAUCCGAAGAAGAAAAGAAAUUAAGACGGAUGAAGAACGCACUGGCCACUGCUAUACGAAGAAGAAGAGAAACGCCAGAACAAACGGCUGCGCGCAGAGAAAAAGGUAGAAUCAGAGCGAGAUUGAAGAGAGCGACAGAAACCGAAGAACAAACUAAAGCUAGAAGGCUCCAUGAGGCAAUGAGGGUGGCAGAGCGCAGACGCAACGAAACUGCCGAGCAACGGGAGCGAAGACUCAAGCGCGAAGCGGAACGGGUACGGUGCAAACGUCGAAACGAAUCGCCGGAACAAAAAGCGAAACGUAGAGCCAAGGAUAGAGACCGGAUGAACAAGAAAAGGAUGCUGAAACGCAUUCUGAAGCAGAUCGACGAGAUAUAUGAUAGCACAACGACGAAUAGGGCACGUGUCAAAGUAAAGGUCGAACCUUCCGAUGAGGUUGUGGUGACAUACGCGCCGGCCGAAGACUGGUUGACAAUAUCUCCGGAAGUGACUUACGGUGCAGCUGGAACCAGCAGGACUAUAACCGUGGGUUAUGCUGAUCUAGUGGCUGCCAAGAGCGCUGGGACGAUAAGGGUGAGCAACGACGAAUCGUUGGGGACUGAGACCCUCUCGGAGCCUUGUUUUGUUGAAGCUGGAACCAUAAGGGUUGCUUAUGAUGAGUUAGUGGGAAGGAGGAGCACUAGUACCCUCUCGGAUCCUUCUGAUGCUGGAACAAUGAGUGACCAUGACGAGUCGGUGGGGACCAACAGCACUGGGACCCCUGCGGAGCCUUGUUGUGGCGAAGCUGGGACCGUAAGGGUUGCAUAUGAUGAGUUAGUGGGGAGCAGCACCACUGCGACCCGCUUGGAACAUUGCGCUGAAGCUGGAACAAUAAGGAGUGGCAAUGAGGAGAUGGUCGGGACCAACAGCGCUGGGUCGCAUGCGGAGCCUUGUUGUGGCGAAACUGGAACCGCAAGGGUUGGAUAUGAUGAGUUAGUGGGGAGUAGCAGCACUGGGACCCGUUUGGAACCUUGUGAAGCUGGAACCAUGAGUGACCAUGUCGAGUUGGUGGGGACCAAGAGCACUGGGACCCCUGCGGAGCCUUGUUGUGGCGAAGCUGGGACCGUAAGGGUUGGAUAUGAUGAGUUAGUGGGGAGCAGCACCACUGCGACCCGCUUGGAACAUUGCGCUGAAGCUGGAACAAUAAGGAGUGGCAAUGAGGAGAUGGUCGGGACCAACAGCGCUGGGAACCCUUCGGAGCCUUGUUGUGGCGAAACUGGAACCGCAAGGGUUGGAUAUGAUGAGUUAGUGGGGAGUAGCAGCACUGGGACCCGUUUGGAAUCUUGUGAAGCUGGAACCAUGAGUGACCAUGUCGAGUUGGUGGGGACCAAGAGCACUGGGACCCCUGCGGAGCCUUGUUGUGGCGAAGCUGGAACCGUAAGGGUUGGAUAUGAUGAGUUAGUGGGGAGCAGCACCACUGCGACCCGCUUGGAACAUUGCGCCGAAGCUGGAACAAUAAGGAGUGGCAAUGAGGAGAUGGUCGGGACCAACAGCGCUGGGAACCCUUCGGAGCCUUGUUGUGGCGAAGCUGGAACCGCCAGGGUUGGAUAUGAUGAGUUAGUGGGGAGCAGCAGCACUGGGACCCGUUUGGAAUCUUGUGAAGCUGGAACCAUGAGUGACCAUGUCGAGUUGGUGGGGACCAAGAGCACUGGGACCCCUGCGGAGCCGUGUUGUGGCGAAGCUGGAACCGAAAGUGUUGGAUAUGAUGAGUUAGUGGGGAGCAGCAGCACUGCGACCCACUUGGAACAUUGCGGUGAAGCUGGAACAAUAAGGACUGGCAAUGAGGAGAUGGUGGGUACCAACUGCGCUGGGACCCCUUCAGAGCCUUGUUGUGGCGAAGCUGGAACUGUAAGUGUUGGAUAUGAUAAGGUAGCGGGGAGCAGGAGCACUGGGACCCCUUGUUGUGGCGAAGCUGGAACCGUAAGGGUUGGAUAUGAUGAGUUAGCGGGGAGCAGGAGCACUGGGACCCUUUCGGAAUCUUGUGAAGCUGGAACAAUGAGUGACCAUGACGAGGUGGUGGGGACCAAGAGCUCUGGGACCUUUAUGGAGCCUUAUCGUGAUGAAGCUGGGACUAUAAGGGUGGGCUGUGAUGCGGUAGAAGGGAGCAGGGGUUCUGGGACCCCCGUGGAGGUUUGUGAAGGGAGAAACAGUGUGAUGAGUGAUGUGAAAAUGGGUGAUAGCGAAACGGGUAGUAACCAAGUAGGGGGAAGUGAGAUUAAUAGCACUUCCGCGAUUACUGGUGCAACGUAGUUGGAGGAGUGACUAGAUUGUUAAUUCCUAAAAAUGUAUCAGAAUAACUUAAGUUUACGUGUUGUCAAAGCCCAAAGUUCGACCAAACUGAGGACAUAUCGCCGAUGGCUUUGAUCAAAAUCUUGUGUCUCACGCCUCGAUGUCUGUAAGAGCCGAAUUUGAAACAGCUGUCAUACCUAUGUUUCACUGUUUUGCUAUUUUCUACGCAAACUUUCUGCAGUUAUUGCUGAUACAUUUUAAUCUAAGAAAUAUAACUAUUUUCCUAGUCAUUUUCCUAUGUACAUUAAUAGAAAAUUCAUGCUGGUGUACCAUGUUUUUAGUACAAUAUUUGCACAAUACUGAUAUCGAACUAAACUGGUGGACAGUUGCCUUGCAACAUUGCAAAUUUUACGCAAAUUCAAAUCUCGAUAUUUUGACCUACUCUUUGAGAACACGUAGAAGCUUCGACCGGUGUAUUGCUUUUAUUUUUCUGCCUAUACAUGGUGAGCAAAGGAAGUCAGUUUAUUUAGCGCAGUUUGCGGCUGUGUAUUCUGAAUUUCUGAUCUUGGAAAUUUUUAAUUAUUCGCUAAACGGCCUUCUUCCAAUGAUCUUAUACAAUUCUCUCGUUCUUUUUUAAACAAACGAGGCAUUUUUGAGAAAAUAAAAUUAUACUGUCAAGUCUACAGUCAGUAUUAUUGUUACUUAGCAAUUGCAUGUUUUAGGUGCAAUUAUGUAGUUAGGAUGAUGAAAAUUCGGUAAUUUUAGUUAUAGCCAAAUUUCGAAAAAUUUGAGAUAUCACCUUUUUUUAGGAUAGUCCAAAGAUCAAACGGAUGCAUAGAAAAAAUUCCAAGAUCAAAAAUUGAGAAGCUAACAUUUCUAAAAUAACCUGAUUUCCUAUGCUCACCAUUUAUAGGUAGAUAAAUAAAAGAAAUAUACCUGUCGAACUCUGUACGUGUUCUCAAGAGUUGGUCAAGAACCUCCCGAAUAACUCAACUUGAUAUCUUUGUUCCGAAAAUAUCGAGAUUUGAAUUUGGUAAAAUUUUCAAUGUUGCCCAGCAAAUGUCCACUAGUUUAUUACAACUUAUAUUUUUAGGUAGAAUAUAAUAUGUUGUUCUAUUCUCCUUUUGGACUGGUACCAUUGCUUAACCUACCUGAAUAUAGUCCAUCAUAAUAGCGCCAAAAAAAUUAUCCUAGAUGAAAUGAGAUACGGUAGGGUCAUAUAUAAUCACGAUAAACAGUCUUUAUUGAUUUUCAUAGACAAAGAAAUUGCGCUUUGAAAAAUACAAUACAAUCCCAGUGGCACAGUCUAGCUAAUAGCUAUUUUACUUAAACACUGGAUGGCAGUGUCCAAAUAAGAAUACAAUUAAAACUGGAAUUAAGCCAAAGAAUCGAUGAAGAUGACAAGAAAAUAAAUAGUAAAUGAAGUUUACUAAAAGCAUUCGCAAAGAUACAUGCAUGUAGUGAUUAUGCUUUCAACUUUUUACUACCAUACAGAAUGUACGACAGGAGCAGUAAAUUUUAUUUGUUUACUCGAAAACGGUGCAUCCGACCAAGAGGGUAAAUUUAUUGCAAAAUAAAUGACGAUUUCAAAAACGAAAAAGCAGUGUCGUACCAUAUGUUUUUUACGCCACUGGUAGAAAUAUUAAACAAUAUUCUACAUUAAAAAAUGCCUUUUGGUGCUUAGUAGGUGCACGUCAAAUUCCAUGAAAAUACCCAAAACAAUAUUAGAACACGAAUUUUUUAGCUAUCAAUUAAAUUACAUCCUGUGUAUGCCGUGUACGUUAAUACAUAUUUUAUUAAUGGCCCCAGUAUAGACCCUUGGGGCACCCCAUGACGAGUGGCUACAGCGCCAUCUAUGAGACACUAACCUUUUCAAAGUAUAUUUAGUAAAUAGGGAAACAGCUGUGACAAAUUUUCAUAGACGACGCUAGUACGCGACUGUAUUUUCGCACUUUAUUAAUAUAAUAAUUGUAUUUUAUUCUUUUUUGCUAGCUCAUUACUUGUGGUCGAUAUUAAUAUCCGCUUUACACGAUCUAAUAAAUUGAACAAUUUUUUAAGCUUGCAGAACUUUGACCGUAAAAACUUUAAAAUCGCUGUCAAUUUUUGGGGGAAUUCUAGUUACUUUUGGCCCUUUUUCCUAGAUACCAACCUUGGUUAUUCGACGCGUUGACGUUUUGUGAUUUGAGAGUAAAAUUAUAGUCCUUACAGGUUGGCUUGGUUUUUUGGUUUUAAUUUACGAUUUGAUAUGGUGUUAUAGGAAGUUACAUGUAUUCUUGACACAAAUAAAUUUGGUAAUGCAAUUUCGCUGCGGGUUACCUUGAAGAGAAACAUCAAUUUUUGAGACAUUUAUUCGUAAAUUUAUUUUACUGUGUAACAACCUUAUCUCAUUUCUCCAAGUUAGUAAUUCUGUCCGAGUUUUUUUUGAAACAGAGUUUGAAGUUUUGACUACGCAAUCUCAUUUUAUCUCGGUUAUUUUUUCAGGUAGAAUAAGUUACUUGUUCCAAAUGCGUCCAUUAUAAAACUACCUAUUAUAAUGUUAUUUGAUCAAUAUAUAUUUAUCGCUUAUUUGCAAUAUUGUCAGAG
This is a messenger RNA of Acanthoscelides obtectus, 5819 nucleotides long. Lineage: Eukaryota; Metazoa; Arthropoda; Insecta; Coleoptera; Chrysomelidae. The record is from the annotation of a GenBank genome assembly.